AUGGCCACGGAGUCGCAGCCGAUCGACAUUGACGACGAAAGCGACGUCGUGGACCUCUGCGACAAGUCGUCCGAGGACGACGACGACUCGGUCGUGGACCUGACGGCGGCGUCGCCGGCCUCACCGAAGCGGCGGCGGUCCGUGAUCGACGUCGACGACGAGGCCGUCGCGCGACAGUUGGAGUUAGAAGAGCAGCGCGCGGCGAAGCGCCGCAAGAAGGCCGAGGAGCGCGACGCGCGGAUCGCGCGCAAGCUCGCGGCCGAGGAGAAGCGCAAGGCCGAGGAGAAGAAACGCGCCGACGCCAUCAAGCGCAAGAACGCCGCCGAGCGCGCCGCGAAAGAGAAACGCAAGAGCGUCGACACGGAGGAGCUCGCGUCGACGCCGACGGGCCUCGCCGCGAUCGUCACCGAGUACACGCGCGACUCGAAGAAGUGGGCCGUGGGUUUGGAGCUGAAAAACGCGUGCGCGAAUUUUGAUUUGGCGGUCAAGUUCUUCGAGAAGCACGCGGCCAUGCUCGCGCGCGCGCCCUGCCCGCGGAGCGGCCGGAACAAGGGCACGCGCGCCACGCCUUUAGCGAUUGUGUAUCAUGGGACGUCGCGGUCGAACUUCCGGGCGAUCAUGGAGGGCAAUCUAAAGGUGCCCGACGGGCGGACCGUGAGACAUGUCACCGACGACGGUUUUUUUGGGCGCGGAAUCUACACGACGACGGACCCUCGACUGGCGUUUGCCUACGCCAAGGACGCGAUUGUGUUUGCCUGCUUAGCGCUGCCGGGGCGCCAGUACAAGGCCACGCAGAAGCGCGACCGGGGCGUGCCGAAGAAAGCUGGGUAUGACUCGCACCUGGGCUACGUUUUGCGCGGUGUCCGAGAGGUGGCAUUCAACAAACCGCGCGUCGCAAACGAGUCGCGUCGAUGGCGUCACUCAAUACCCCACGCAGGAGGGCGACGGCGCGCCCCAGCUCGUGUUUUUUGACACGGACCAGGUGCUGCCGUGCUACCUCGUCGACCAGCGGAACCACACGCGGGCGCACGCCGCCCUGGAGCGUGCCGUGAAAGUGGUGGCGGAAAAAACGGGGAACGCGCGGCCGUCCGACGGCAUCCCGAAGAACCGGUCGGGACGUCGGGCGAUGCCCGCGCCCGGCGCCUACGCCGCCGGCGCCGGCGCGCCGGUCGCGCCGGGCGGCGCGGUGCCGCCGACGGGCGGCGUGAUGCCGCCCGGCCUCGCCGCGUACAUAUCGAUGAUCACGGGCGGCGGCGGCGGCUACGGAGGAGGACCGCCUCCGGGCUACGGCCCGCCUCCAGGCUACGGCCCGCCGCCGGGCUACGGUCCGCCGCCGGGCUAUUUCGGCGGCGGCGGGUACGGGGGCGCCGACUACUAA
Messenger RNA from Pelagomonas calceolata, 1378 nucleotides. The record is from the annotation of a GenBank genome assembly. Lineage: Eukaryota; Pelagophyceae; Pelagomonadales; Pelagomonadaceae.